Molecule: messenger RNA, 1239 nt
Organism: Caenorhabditis remanei
Lineage: Eukaryota; Metazoa; Nematoda; Chromadorea; Rhabditida; Rhabditidae
Exons: 5
Coding region: 1-1239 (412 amino acids)
Molecular function (GO): protein binding
Source: RefSeq, a predicted model, not a curated record
AUGGGCAUCGAUUCCUACAACCCGACAGUUCGUGCACGUCUAGCUAAUGCAUCGAAAACACGUGUAUUGAGUCUGAAAGAAUCUGCACUACACCGAAUCCCAGAAGAUGUUAAAGCUUUGCAAACGUUGAAACACUUAGAUCUUAGUAUCAACUAUCUUCUAGUGAUACCCGAAUACAUUGGAUCAAUGUCUCAUCUCAAACAACUGAAUCUAUCUCAAAACCAGCUUGAAUCGCUUCCCUUAGAACUUGGAUUUCUGCCCUGUCUUGAAGUUUUCAAUGUAUCACAAAAUAAGUUGACAGAUUUGCCCGAUUUGUCGAAAUGCGUUGCUUUGAAAACAGUGGAUUUUACUGAAAAUCAAUUCACAACGUUUCCGGAAGGCAUUUGUCAGUGUCCAAAUAUUGAAACUUGUAUAUUCACUGAGAACAGAAUAGAAGUACUUCCCGAUCAGGAAAUGGGAAACGACUCUUCAAAAUCCAAAUCAGUGGCCAGUAGUGCUCGGAAACUAAUCGGUCAGCCGGGCCCUUCCACAUCAACUGUCAAUAAGCACCUUGAGAUGGCAACGAAAAGUCGUAUUUUACAACUGAAAGGAACAGGUCUGAAAAAGAUUCCGGAUGAGAUCGAACAGUUAGCUGAAGUUCUUCGAAAUCUGGAGCUCAGUGAGAAUAAAAUACGUGAAAUUCCAUUGUUCAUUGGACAAUUCACACAACUGAAGCAGCUCCAUUUGUCCAAUAAUUGCCUCGAAUUGCUUCCCGAUGAAAUAGGGUCGAUGAAAAAAUUAGAAAUCCUGAACUUGGCUGGAAAUAAGAUUAAGUCGCUGCCUGAUACCAUUGUCGGAUGCACAGAUUUGCGUACAAUCGACGUAUCAUCUAACUGCUUCGAGAUGUUUCCAGUCGCGAUCAUUUCGUGCUUACAGCUAGAUCUGCUUAAUUUGAACGGAAAUCAAAUUGAGACUCUUCCAGAUGAAGUAUCGGAAUUAAAAGUAAUCGAACUGAGUCUCAGUCAAAAUCGACUCAAAUCAUUGAAUCCAGCGAAUCUCACCAAAGCGCAACGAUUAAGAACGCUCCGAGUUGAUGAAAAUUGUUUGGAAAAGUCGGAAUUCACACGCGAGUUGCUCGAGUCUUCUAUAAUAUCCGUGAUCGCUUACGAUGGAAAUCGUUUCCAGCUCAAAGAGUUUCAAGAUUUGCCCGGUUACGAUGCAUAUCAGGAACGGUUCACGGCAACGAAGAGAAAGAUUUAG